Molecule: messenger RNA, 986 nt
Organism: Vollenhovia emeryi
Lineage: Eukaryota; Metazoa; Arthropoda; Insecta; Hymenoptera; Formicidae
Exons: 5
Coding region: 263-793 (176 amino acids)
Biological process (GO): regulation of DNA replication
Source: RefSeq, a predicted model, not a curated record
AUCUGGGAUCACUGCUUGGCAGUUCCCGCACUGGCCGCACUUCCCGCUGGUUCCCGCCAAGCAGCUGAUCUCUGAAACCGGUUGUUCGAGCUGCGACAAGAGCCCUGUGUGAUGUGCACGUGAUUGCUUGCUUUUCGGAAAGUUAACUGAACUCCCUUCGUACGACAUUUGCGUUGUGAUAUCGGAGUUUACGAGUAAAGCGACGCGAGUCCUUUGGCAGCCGUUCUAGUUCCCCUAACCUUUCUGAAUUUUGUGGCUCAGGAUGAAACCGAUUACCGACGCCGCAACGACUACCGCUUCAGAGGAUAAGGUUCGAAAAUGUUUGCACGAACUGCAGCCCUCCGCUACCGAUAAGGAAACAUUAGUAGGCGCGGACAGAAUGAUCGCGUCUACUCAACAAACAAAAGAGGAAAAAUCUAAAAAAAAUAUACCUACAAAAAUGAAAAAGGUUUCUAAAAAGCGAAAGAAGGUGACGAAUGACAAAGCUGUCCAAACUGGACCCGAGGAAGAUGUAGAAAUUAGACCUGAGGAUUUAACAUGCACAGAUUUAACUGACAUUAGCGAGAAUUACUGGCGGAUCCUGGCUGAAAGGAGGCGCGUUGCCCUUAGUAAUGUUCUAGAAAAAAACAAGCAACUCUCAGAGCAUAUCCAAAAAUUAGAAGAAGAAAAGCAGAUUUACAGAGAAAUGCUGAAUGAGACAAGGGCACUUGUUGAAGUGCUGCAGGAAAUGAUUGCAGGAGAUGACGACAGAAACAAUUUAAAUAAUUCCUUCGAAGAUACUAAGUCUCUUUAACAUUUUUUACUCUUUAACAUUUCUUACUCUUAAACAUUUUUUUAUGACUUGAAAUCACUCUUUCAUUUAAACAAUUGCAUGCAUCGUAGUACUCAUUAGGUCUAUGGACAAGUAUAUUAUCGCGCAAAAAGGAAAUCCAGUUAACAAUAGAAUCGUUUGUCACUAUAUAUAAAUAAAAAGAAACGUAUAAUGA